Messenger RNA from Theobroma umbraticum, 885 nucleotides. RefSeq names its product xyloglucan 6-xylosyltransferase 2. The record is from RefSeq and is a predicted model, not a curated record. Gene Ontology annotation, biological process: xyloglucan biosynthetic process. Gene Ontology annotation, molecular function: UDP-xylosyltransferase activity; xyloglucan 6-xylosyltransferase activity; hexosyltransferase activity. NCBI's taxonomy places the organism in Eukaryota, Viridiplantae, Streptophyta, Magnoliopsida, Malvales, Malvaceae. Gene Ontology annotation, cellular component: membrane; trans-Golgi network; endosome.
UUGAGGAAUGGGCAAUGGGCACUUGAUAUUCUUGAUGCUUGGGCUCCUAUGGGUCCUAAAGGGAAGAUUAGGGAAGAAGCCGGGAAGGUUUUGACUCGGGAACUUAAGGAUCGACCGGUUUUCGAAGCGGAUGAUCAGUCUGCUAUGGUUUACUUGUUGGCUACUCAAAGGGAGAAGUGGGGUGAUAAGGUUUAUUUGGAGAGUGCUUAUUAUUUGCAUGGUUAUUGGGGAAUUUUGGUUGAUAGGUAUGAGGAGAUGAUUGAGAAUUAUCAUCCAGGUUUAGGUGAUCAUCGGUGGCCAUUGGUGACUCACUUUGUGGGAUGUAAGCCUUGUGGGAAGUUCGGGGAUUACCCAGUUGAGAGGUGCUUGAAGCAGAUGGAUAGAGCAUUCAAUUUUGGGGAUAAUCAGAUUCUUCAGAUUUAUGGGUUUACUCAUAAGUCUUUGGCUAGUAGAAGGGUUAAGAGAGUUCGAAACGAGACUGGUAAUCCGCUUGAGGUGAAAGAUGAACUUGGACUGCUUCAUCCAGCUUUUAAAGCGGUUAAGAUAUCCUCUUCUUGAUGAUAUAGGCUGUCUAUAUGAUCUUAUGCUGCUAAAUGAUAAGUUACAAUGUUCAAAUGUUGUGUAUGCAGUGGGAAUUUUAUGGUUUAGGUCUGGAGAAAUAGUAUUCUUUUGUUCCUUAUAUGUGUUUAAAUUAUAUGUUCUUAAUGCUUUCCAAAGGAAAACAGAGCCCAUUAUUUUGUCUGCAUCUAUUCAGUUUUGUAGUAUAUGAGCAAAUCGGUUCUGUCAAUAUUUUAACCUGGUGAUACAUUAUCACUUGAUUUGUCAGCCAUAACGUUGCUGCAUUGUAAUUCAGUCAAUUAGAUAAAUACUAAUACUAUUAUACUA